UACAUCCACUGCACUGCAGUGUGCAGCGUUAAAUAUAUCUGCCGGUUUGGAAGAAGCAAGGGGAGUCGACGGCGAUGCUGAACAUGACUCACUGGAUUUCAGGCGAGCAGCUGGGAUGCUGAGCACGCACAGCCGUUGAAGAACAGAAUGGAGGUUAUCCACCCUGCACCCUCCCUGCAGGAGGACAGGCCGUGAGCCCUGGGGCUGUGGAAGGCAACCUAAGGAGGAAAAUCAGAGCGAUUUUAAGAUGAACACAAAUCAAGGAACAAGUAGCAGAGAUGAGGAAAAGCAAUAAACUACAGCACCAAUGUUUGAACAGUCACGUGUUUUUCAAGAUAUUAAAACUCCUGUUUUAACUCUCCUUCUCCUUUUCUUCCUUGCUGCUAAAUUACACGGUUGAUUUUGAGCACAUAUAAAAGUUUGCUAUUUAAAGGCAUUCCAGAGAAAGUAAGUCUCAUUUUUCAGGACUGAAGCAGGUAUGACAAAUGUUACAGAGAGGCAGCAGGAAGAGGAACCAGACUGACUGCUAAAAGGAUUGGGGUUGGUGAGUCUGCAAAUGUGGAGGCCCAGUGUGCAGGUGUCUCAGAGGAUAACACCCGUUUGUCAACAACCAGUCAAGGAUAUGUUUUACCGGAAGGAAAAAUCAUGCCAAACACCGUCUUUGUUGGUGGAAUUGAUAUAAGGAUGAAUGAAGCAGAUAUUCGGAGUUUCUUCGAACGAUUUGGUACUGUGAAAGAGGUGAAAAUAAUCACUGACAGAACUGGUGUUUCCAAAGGGUAUGGAUUUGUCUCUUUCCUGGAGAAUGUGGAUGUUCAAAAAAUAGUAGAAUCACAAAUCAACUUCCAUGGCAAAAAGCUGAAACUGGGGCCAGCAAUUAGAAAGCAGCAAAACUUGUGUUCUUAUGUGCAUCCCAGACCUUUAGUCUUCAAUCCUCCCGCACCACAGUUCCAUAGUGUAUGGGGUAAUCAAAAUACAGAGACAUACAUGCAGCCUCCAGCUGUAAUGAGCCCAGUAACACAGUAUGUUCAGACAUACCCAUACAGUUCACCGGCUGUAUUGAUACAGCAGCAAGUCCCUGUAGGAUAUCAGCCAGCCUACAACUAUCAGGUUCAACCACAAUGGCUUGCUGGGGAGCAAAGAAAUUACGUUAUGCCUCCGGUUUAUACUUCAGUAAGCUAUCACUGCACUGAGGAUCCAGAACUUAUACAGACAGAAUGUGUUGUCCCAGAGCCCACACAGUCGUCUACUAACAGUCCACAGAAGAAGUCUGUGGACAGGAGCAUACAAACAGUAGUAUCCUGUUUGUUUAAUCCUGAGAACCGUUUGAGGAACACCUUUGUAUCACAAGAAGACUACUUCAAGGAGAGGAAGGCGCAUCACUUCAGAAAAGGAAGAGCAGUACUCAAAAGUGUUUGAUCAACAAAGACUUCAAAGUAUCUAAAUUCAUUAACUUGAUGUUACUACAGUUCAGUUUAGCAAUACACGCAGCAUAACAGUUUUCAAAAAGUUGCUUCCAGUUGAAGUUUGUGUUCUUGUUCUGCCUGUUCCAAUACAGUUUGUUUUGCUUGAGUAGUUUGAAGUUUAAAGUUGUAAUAGUUGACAAACUUCCAGGUUUUAUUAAUUGUUUGCAUGCUUCUUCUGAUAACUAACUGAAAUGUUAAAGAGUUUGUAUGAGAAAAACACUCUCAGUUUGUUUGCUGCAUGUGGAUUUUCUUCUGAGCUUUAAGGUACAGUUUGCAUGUUACACUUAGUUUUUCUUAAACCACAAUUUAAGUGACUAACACUGACCAGUUACCUCUUGCAGUUUAGAAAUGGAAGCAGUUACUUGCCUAAGAGGUUGUAUUUUAAAAUGGAGUUCUUAAUCAGUGGAACAGAAGACAUCAAGUUGUAACUCAACUGAAGCCCUUUAAGUCCUGGUUGUCUUUAAGCUACAUAAUCAAAUGUGGUUAUAUUCAUUAAUGACAGUUUAUGUACCUGCAGUCUUGAGCAUCAUUAUUAGUUUUGGGAAAGUAAUUAAGAGAAUCCUAAAAUUCCAAUAUGUAACUUAAGAUGCAAGAACGUAAUUAGCUGUAUUGGCUACUCAGUAGAGUGUGCUUUUUUUACUUGAAAAAUUUUAGCAAUACCUGUAUGUUAAAAUUGUGAGGA
Molecule: messenger RNA, 2145 nt
Organism: Chroicocephalus ridibundus (black-headed gull)
Lineage: Eukaryota; Metazoa; Chordata; Aves; Charadriiformes; Laridae
Gene: DAZL
Product: deleted in azoospermia like
Exons: 13
Coding region: 646-1416 (256 amino acids)
Biological process (GO): 3'-UTR-mediated mRNA stabilization; positive regulation of translational initiation
Cellular component (GO): cytoplasm
Molecular function (GO): mRNA 3'-UTR binding; protein binding; translation activator activity
Source: RefSeq, a predicted model, not a curated record